Messenger RNA from Drosophila sulfurigaster albostrigata, 1390 nucleotides. Its product is annotated as merozoite surface protein 9. The record is from RefSeq and is a predicted model, not a curated record. Bases 1 to 393 code for a protein of 130 amino acids. The transcript has 2 exons. Lineage: Eukaryota; Metazoa; Arthropoda; Insecta; Diptera; Drosophilidae.
AUGUCGAAAGAAGGCUCUGGAUCAUGCGGUUGCCCCAAUCCCUCAUGCAGGCCGCCGCAAACACAGCGGCCAACUUGUCGCCCACCACCGACGCUCUUCUCGAGGCUCAACUGUACUGCCUGCAAUCGCUUGUUCUUCUUCAUUGUCGGGGCAGGAGUCGCGAUUUACUAUGACAAACUGAAGGAAGCGGCACGUAAGGCCGAAGAGGAGGCGAACAAAGACCCCAAGCAGAAAGAGAAGGAGCGCAAGGAGAAAGAAAAGCAGGAGAAGGCAGAGAAAGAUAGAAAAGAGAAAGAGCGUAAGGAGCAGGAGAAGAAAGACAAGGAGCGUAAGGCGAAAGAGCAAAAGGAGAGGGAGAAGAAAGAAAAGGAGGAAAAGGCAGCGAAGAAGUGAAAUAAAUUUUUCAUAAUGUGCGAAAAUGAAGCCAUCGAUCAUAAAAUGCAAAAUUUACAAAAUGUUUAAAGCGUUAUAAAACGUAUUACCAAAAAUUACCAAUUAAAAUUAUUACAAUUCAAUUAGUUCGACUGAUUUAAUAAUGUUGCAAUACUAAAAUUUUAAAUUUACAGAUUAGCGAGAAAAAGAGAGAUUCAAAUAGUGGUUUUGACUGUCCAGAGGUGUUCGGGUGUUACACGCAUUGAAGGCCGUUCUAUAAAGCCGGAGGCUGACACAUACUAAAUCAUAUGUUGUCAUCUUCCGGUUGAAUUAGCUCGUCAUUCAAUUCCAGUAGUAAGAUCCGCACAUUGCAAUCCAGACUCCCCAUCGAUAUUCUCAACUUAGUCCUUGGGCUUUGAUUUCUUAUCGCUGCUGGCAUUCUGUAGUUCCUCUUUGAUCCGAUCCUUUUGACGCACUAUAAGUACGCCAAGUCCCACGCCAAUCGAGAAGAACAGAACACGAUUGCAUGGCCCGCAAUUGAGUCGCGAUAGGAUCGAUGGACGUGGUCUGCACGAUCUUCGCAUAUCGAUGAUUUAGUUUUUUUCUCAAUUUCUCGCGCGCCGAGAAUAUUGUUAUUCAGGGUUUUAAAGCAACUGAAUUUCUCGUCGCUUGGCUUUUUUGAAAUGUCAUUUCAUUAUCUUGACAUUUCUUGCGGAGCUUAUAUGGAUGGAAGGCAUCUCUACGGGGUCCUACUACUUCUUUUUAUUGUCCUUGCCUUUGUUGUCCUUGCUGUCCUUGCCAUCUUCGGCGGGGAAUGUCUUUGCAUACCAAAGCCCCACGAUGACACCAGCAAAGGUCGCCGAAAUGCGCUCACACCACAUAAACAUCUUGGAGAGGGAACCUUUUUGACCUUACCAAAACCUAAAAUAAUAUGUAAACUGUGCGGUUUCGCUUUGGGGAAAUGCCUGAAUAUAUUUUUGUGUACUUUAUGUUUAUUUUUUUCGAACGUUAUCUGAAA